AUGGCUAUGCUGAUGACCGCUGCGGUGUCUAAUUUGGCAGCUUCUCUGACCCUGCGCCCGACGGAUGCCACGAGCUCAGUUGCUACUGAAAUAGAUGUGCCAAAAAGCACUCCAGUGAAGGCUCGAUCGGAGAGCUUGCCCCCCAAAGAUACGCCUCUGAAGACCGAAUCGACCUCGCCGCCAGCGUCCAUAUCGUCUUCACCAGCACAACCAUUGAUGCCUGCUCCAGGCACCUCCAUUGAAAGUGGGCCCCAGCCAUCCACACCUUCCUGUCUCGCGCAAGCGGCAGCGUAUUUUCCGCCUGCCCAAAAUCCAAACCGUCAGAGCUCCGUUUUCCAGGUUCCCUCUUCUAUACUCCAACUCCUCGCAGCCCUUCCUCAUCUGCAGUGUCUCUCAGGACUGUGCCCUCUGACGGUGCCGUCACAGACGCGAUUGGGGAAGAGUCUAACAAGGCCUGGAUUCCCUCAGCCGAGGUCGCGGAGGAGCUCGCUCGAGCUCCCUACAUUCGUCCUCGUUCCCUUCCUCAUCCGCUCGGAGCGAGAAUAUGACAAAAUUCCAAGCUCCAUUCCAUCCAUUCAUCCGUCGUCGACCAACCCAUCAUUGAUACUCAAGGACGAGUUUUCUGCCGGCACGAAUCUCAGUGCAACCGGAUUUGAAGUGGCUGUUUGGGGUCGUCAGACGUCUGGUCGCAGACAACUGCCGAGUAUAAAAAGGACCUUCUGGGAUCCUCUCACCACGUGGCGUGUUGACCUCCAGCGUUUGAAGCCUUUUGCCCCAGAUUCAACGACGGUAUAUCUGCUGCCUAACUCUCUAGUGUUUAGCCUGGGUGCUACCGGAAAACCGUACCUUGGGUCGUCAAUUGACAUCACUCCUGAAUGCUCGCCGUCUCUAGAACACCAGAAAGUUUCGGACAGUGGAAUUGAUGCUCUGGCAACGGUCAUUAAUCGCCGGGUGCAUCAUAGAUCUAGACACAGCGAUGCAGAACCGAAUGCGGGGGGUGUCAAGCAUGGGGAGAGGCUAAGGCGAAGCAUGACUCAUUGUCGCAAAUUACUGGUGGAUGUAGAAUUAAGAUCUUUGUGCAACGUGAUGGAUAUAGUGAAUUUUAUGUUUGUUGGGGAUAGCUCGAUCACCAAGGUAGUCAUUGAUUUGCCUGGGAGUGUCGGAAACCCGUUCAACCAUCCAGGGCCGCCGGACCUUCUUGCUGAACUGGAUUUCCUUGCAAGAGGUGCGCUUUUCAUCCCAGGAGGCAAUGCUUCAGGCCAGACGGGUAACUGUCGUGCGGUCGCUGGAGUCCCAGCUGACAUUGUUCCACCUUUCCAUGUCCUAAAAUGCCCAGAUGUAAACGAAGACACUAUGGCAAUUGCGUUAGGCUACGCCGCACAGGUGGCCGUGUUCCUUCUCAACAAAGACAUUGAAAAGGUAAGCUGGCAAGCUCAUGACAGAGCACAACUUGCAAGCCCUGGACAUGCGACACACGCUGCCAAAUCGCAAAAACCUUCUUUUGGCCCUCACCAUUACCACCAACGCUGGGGAAGGCAACUCCACUCUGCAGACAGCAAGGCAGCAAACGGGCCAUCCCGAAAUUUACGGUUGAUACAAACAACAGCUGGAAGCAUCGACGUCAGCAACCCUGCCCCUGCAUCAACAUCAUAUGGAGCUGAAUCCCCUACACCAAGACGGACAUUCUUUCCCCCGAUCACCCUCCCCGGAUUUUGGCAAACCCGCAAUGCGCAGCCAGUAUCGAUGUUUGUCAAGUCCACUCUACCUGCCAUGUCAGAAGACGUGGACAUACCUGCAGACGCAGGGAGCGACAGUGCCACAGUGCGCUCACUGCACCUCUCGAAAGUCCAAACGAGGAAUGGCGUUAAUCAUGGGCAGUCAUCUUCUGGUGAAUUGGAUCAUGUUGACAGACACCCACCAGAGCCUUCUGGAGUACAGUCAACGGACACAGGUCCGGAUGCCUCUGAAGGUGCGACUGUGGAAACUGAAGGGCUUCCUGAGUCGAUGCCUGCGCCUCCUGAUGGCUUGGCAGAUGUUGUGAUUGCAUCCGCUUCAACGCAUGAGCAAGAGUCGACAUUGGAGUCUCUGAAGGAGCAGAGCAGCAAUUGGCUCACAACUGGUCUGAGUGCCAGUGUCGGUGGCUUCGGGAAGCACCUUCGUUCGGGAGGUACCCGAGGGUUAUUUGGUGGCGGGUCACCUGCGAAAAGCAAUCGGAGAGGCCCUGGAAGACCACCGACCGUCCCCAAGUCCGGUCCCAACUCCAAUGGGCAUGGUAACAGCCAAGCCAAGGAGACUACUAUCCGGACAGACCUACCACUCAUGGACGCAAACUUACAGUCCAUCCCCACUUCACAAUGAUGUUGUUGAUAUCUUAAUACAUGCACUCUAAUCGAUCAGCCUGACAUAAUUUCAUGAUAAUCG
Messenger RNA from Cantharellus anzutake, 2421 nucleotides. RefSeq lists its product as uncharacterized. NCBI's taxonomy places the organism in Eukaryota, Fungi, Basidiomycota, Agaricomycetes, Cantharellales, Hydnaceae. Bases 1 to 2358 code for a protein of 785 amino acids. The record is from RefSeq and is a predicted model, not a curated record. The transcript has 15 exons.